Messenger RNA from Penicillium concentricum, 900 nucleotides. RefSeq lists its product as uncharacterized. Lineage: Eukaryota; Fungi; Ascomycota; Eurotiomycetes; Eurotiales; Aspergillaceae. The transcript has 2 exons. The coding region runs from base 1 to 900 and encodes 299 amino acids. The record is from RefSeq and is a predicted model, not a curated record.
AUGAGGGAUACGGUCGCUUGGUUGUCGCUGUUGGCGACUAUCUUCGCUUUGGUGACAUCAAGUCACAGCUUAAUCAACACAUCUCCCACGCUGGAAAUAGCGGACGGAUUGCCUGCCACAUUAAGACUCGGAGUCACACUUUGGCUCGGUGAUGGCGAGUCAUGCACCGCUGAAACUAUCACCAAUACUUUGACGACUGGAGAUAUCUCUCCAGGCGCCAAAGCAAUUACUAUUACCGAGGCUACGACCAAGACUGUUAGUGGUUGUCGAAAUGCUCCUACUCUGAAUGUCAUUGCCGAUGUCGGUAUUGGACCAGUGGCUGCUACCGCGAGUGCGGCCAUAGCAUUGCCCAAAAAUGGACCUAUAAUAACAGUCACGGAUUACACAACCAAUACCAUUACAUCGUGUACAUGCACAGAUGACUCGACAUCAACACCUAUAACCACAACCACAACCACAACCACAACCACAACCACGUCAACACCUACAACCACGACGACGUGUUCAACCACAACAUCGAUACCUAUUACCACAACCACAUCGACAACCACACCGACAACCACAACCACAACGACGUCGACGCCAACAACAUCGACAACCACAUCGACAUCGACACCAAUCACGACAACCACAUCGACAUCGACACCAAUAACCACAACCACAUCUACAACCACAUCGACAACCACAUCGACAACCACAACCACAACGACCCACAACGACAUCGACAUCAAUAACCACAACUACAUCGACGUCGACGCCAACAACAUCGACAACCACAUCGACAACCACAUCGACAACAACAUCGACAACCACAUCGACAUCUACACCAAUAACCACAACUACAUCGAUAUCCACAUUCACAUCCACAUCCACAACGACGUUGACGACAACGACAUCUAG